Messenger RNA from Lycium barbarum (goji berry), 5894 nucleotides. RefSeq lists its product as uncharacterized. NCBI's taxonomy places the organism in Eukaryota, Viridiplantae, Streptophyta, Magnoliopsida, Solanales, Solanaceae. The coding region runs from base 2373 to 5153 and encodes 926 amino acids. The record is from RefSeq and is a predicted model, not a curated record. The transcript is spliced from 6 exons.
UUGAGAAUAAAUUUAUAUUGUGUUUGGUUGAGGAUAUAAAUUUAUUCCUAAGGACCAGAUUCUUCAGCUUGACUGCCUGACUAAGUGAUCGACGUCAGCUGUUGUUAUAUAUAAUAAAGAAAAGAAAAUAGGCAUAGUAAUAAUUUAUUUAUCACUUUUAUUUAAUUGAAUACUUUUCUUACUGAACCUAUAAUUUCCAUUGUUAACAACUUGUUAUUAUAUUAAUUCUAAAUUAGUUAUAACAAUAUUGAACAACUUAAAUAAAAUAUAUACUUGAUCCGAAAUCAAUCAUACAACCCCGUUAAUUCAGAUUGGUGUUAUGACAAGAACUUUAUGCAUCGUUAAUUAUUUGUAUUCUACUAUACUAUAAAGGGGGAUAAGCUAACAGGUCGUCGACAUGCCAGCCUGGCAUUUUAAAAAAGGGAAUUGCAGUCCUCUUAUAUUUCAUAAAUAUUCACAGCGCAGCGCGUGGAUUUUUCAUACCUAUUACAUCACCGCUUAAUUCCUCUUUUCAUCCAAGACUAUCUCUACAGCAUCUCCAUUCUUCCACCCUCCUUUCUUGCAAUUCUCUCUCUUUUCAUCUUCUACUUCUCAGUUUUCUCUUCAGUGGUUCAGCUUCCGGCCGCAACAAAUAUUACAGGUAUAAAAGGACUUGAACUUCUAUAGCUGAUGGAUUCCAACAAACCAAACAACUAUUCAUAUGCAGAAAAACGGAAGGCUACAAGACAACUGAAACGACGCGAUACAUAUAGCCAAAUAUCUGCUCAUAGAAAGGGAGCAUUGCUGCUGUAUUACAUUGCGGAAGUAUUACAUUGCGGAAGAAUAUUCCAACAAUUAAUUAUAGUGGACGUGUAUAUCAAGCUUGAAACACAAAGACUAGACUUUUUCUCAUUUAAUUUAACAAUCUCCUAACAAUCUGAAAUCCCCCCUUUUUAUAGGAUUGUGAUUAGGGUUUUAGAUGGAAGAAGAAGAGGAGCGGGGUGUAGCGAGUGGGGGACAGAGCGUGGUGUGGGGAUGAGGAGGCGUGGAAGUGGGGUAGCGGCGGAAAGAGGAAAGAGGUAGGGUCGAGAGAGACUAGGGAGAUGAGGAGGCGGAAAGAAGGAGAAAGGAGAAACAGAGGCGGAAAAGAAGGAGAAAAGAGAGGCGGAAAAGAAAGAGAGAGAAUAGGUUUAGGGAAAAAGAAAAGAAAGCGAUGGGCCGGGUCGGAUAUUUUUUGUUUUGGGCUGGACCGGUCGGGUAGUUUUUUUUAGGUAAUGGACUGGGUUGAAAAUUUAGGCAAAUGGGCUGAUUUGGGCUGGUCUGUUUAGAAUUUUAGUUGGGUUUUAAAAUGUGGGUUGGGUAUUUAAAUGUGGGUCAUUUAUUUGGGUAGGGAAAUAAUAUUGUAUCUGUAUUUUGGGCCAUUAAUUUGGCUGAAAAUUGUUGAUCCUUCCUCCGCUAUUUAAUUAUUUUUGAGAUUCUAAUUUAAUAACUGAUAUAAUAUAUAUUAUGUAAAGACAAUAAAUAAUAAACAUUUAGCAAAGUGUUGUCCUGUAAUUAAUUUAACGAGCCCAAACUCGAAAAAAUGAAAUGAUGACGAAUCAUCUAAAAUUUGUAGUAAAGUGAUACUUGUAAUGUCAAAAAUAAAAGUAAUGAUAUUAGUAGUAAUGGCAAUAAAAUAUUAUAAAAAAAAUAAAGUAUUUAGCUCGUCAGUAAAUUUAGAAAUCCGAGUAAGCUAAAAUAAAAGAGAGACAAAAUUGGGUGUGACUUAGACAUAAAUAAUGAUAGAGUAGUCAAAUACCCUUCUUAAUUUGUAGGAAUAUUUCUUAAGGGGCAUGUAAAAUACAAAAGAGACAAAUAAUUUGAGACAGAAGAAAGGAAAAAGUAAAACGGGCUUACGAGACUCUUGAUUUCCAUCAAUCCUAGAUUAGGAGGUUAUGCAAUAUGAGAAUCCACUUCAAUCACUUUUUUAGUAGGUCCAAUGCGAUGCAUAUAUAUUUAAAUCAGUCACGUAAGUAAAUUUUGGAUAUUAAAUGGUUAUAAAAAAACAAAAAAAAAUCAGUUCAAUUAAAAAGUUAUAUAAUUAUUAUAGAAAUCAAAAGAAAAGAAAAAUACGCAAACCAUGUGGAAUGCCUACGUAUUUAUUUCGUAAAGAAGAGAAAGAAUAAAAGAGGACCAGAGUACAAUAAUAUUCCUUCCAAAAUUCAGAGAGCAAAGAAGUAUGCAACCAUGUGGAUGCCUCGAUGUUAUCUGUUUAGACUAAGCACAAAGAUUCGAGUGCCAAAAAUACAGGGGAAGCCUUCUUUUCUGGCAGCAUACCCGGCCUUUAAUUAGUGUCCUUAGUGGGAAAUUGUACGUGAACAAUAACCAUAUUUUAAGGUGGAUAGUUCAUCUGAAUGGGGUUAGCUAGGAAUCCUGAUAUGAGAAGUGGGGAUUCCUUAGAAGGAUUGGGAAAAACUAACAUGAGGCAACAAAAGGGUGGUUCUUCAAGGCUUGUAACUGUGUUAACUUGUUUACAAUUCACAUUUGCUGUUUAUGCUACAUUUCUUCUGUAUUACAUGAGCCCUUCUAUAGAUUUAAGGUCUAAACCAGACUUCAGUUGGACUACAAGAAUUGCUCAGCAAUGGACGCAAUUCAUAAUCCCUCCCCAUGUUGUUAGUCAUCAUAAUCAGGAAGCUAAUUCAGUUGUUAGAGCUGUCAAAACUCAACCAAUUAGUCCCUCUCAAGUUUGUGAGCAUGAGAAGAUUGAUUUUGUACAGAAGAAGUCGAACGAUGCUAUCAUGAUCAAGUUAAAGACAGAGCUUUAUCAAGAAGUGUUAGGUUAUCAAAGCAAGUUUCUUGGUGCUGAGACUCUUUCUGAGCUAAUGAAAAUGAAGUCCAAAUGGGAUUUGCACGGUCCAAACAAGCCAAAAAUCACAGUGAUUUUGAACCAUUUCAAGAGGAAAACACUUUGUGCUCAGCUUGAUUCUUUGCUUAACCAGACCCUCCCAUUUCAUCAUGUCUGGGUACUUUCAUUUGGAAGUCCAAAUGAGAACUCCUUAAAAAGAAUUGUGCAUAGAUAUAAUGACUCGAGAAUAAGCUUUAUAAGUUCAAGUUAUGAUUUCAAGUACUAUGGAAGGUUCCAAUUGGCUUUACAAACAGAAGCUGACCUUAUAUAUAUCGUUGAUGAUGACAUGAUCCCGGGGAAAAAGAUGCUGCAAAUGUUAGCACAUGUUGCAGGCACAGACAAGUACAAGAAUUCUGUUUUGGGCAGCAUUGGUAGGAUUUUGCCUUUUAGACAGAAGGAUUCUAGUUUUCCGAGCUACAGGAAGUUUCGAUCCAAGGAAGCAGGUCUUUAUUUGCCCGAUCCUGCUUAUAAUAUUACGGUGGACAAAAUUGUUCAGGUGGAUUUCCUCUCUAGUUCUUGGUUUAUGUCUGCUGAACUUGUGAAGACACUUUUUAUUGAGACGCCGUUCACUUUCAUGACAGGCGAAGACCUGCACUUAAGCUAUCAGCUUCAGAAGUACAGAAAUGCUGGUUCAUUUGUACUACCAGUUGAUCCAAAUGAUAAAGACACUUGGGGUGACAGUGAGCAUAGGUUAGCUUAUGUAUCCGAAACAACUGUAAUUUUCAAGGACGUUGUUCAGGUCCGAGAUGAUCAAUGGUGGAGGGCGCUCUCUACUGGCUACGUGACACAAUGGGCAGCGAUGUAUCCUCAAAAGAUCGAUGCACUCUUCUAUGCCCACUCUGUCGAUGAAGUUAAAGCUCUUGCACCUCUUCUGCUAAAGUUCAGUUCAACUAAUGGAAAAAAGGCCUAUAUCGUUGUCUCGGGAGGAAACUUUUGCCCUUGUGAAGACGCUGCUGCAGCUUUGAAGUGGAAUAAGGCGUUAUGCAAAGAAAGAAGAUUUAAGAUUAUGGAUUUAAGAGUUGGUGCUUUAUCAGGAAAUUCAAAUUCAGAAAUUCCUAUUGUUCAAGCAGUUUAUGCUAGCAUGAAAGGACUUAUCAAAAUUCACAAUCCUAGCCUUGUGAUCACAGUAGCCGACGCAGACUCUAGCGUGAAGAAAGCUCUGAAAAUGGCUACUGAAGCUAACACAAACAGUUCAACACUCGUUCUACUACCUAGGUCAUCAGUGUCAAAGGUUCUAUGGAUGGCUGAUAUUCGUUCCACAGCGUUGCCAAAUUGGAACCGGAUGAGGAUUCAUGUGAAUAUCAUCACACAGAACAGAGCUAAUUCACUUGCAAGGCUUCUCAAAUCUCUAGGUGAUGCAUACUACGUCGGUGAAGAAGUUCCUAUAACUUUCAAUAUGGAUACUAAGGUGGAUGAGGCAACUAUAAAGCUUGUCAACUCAUUUAAUUGGCCUCAUGGACCCAAAGUUCUUCGAAGGAGAAUCAUUCAAGGUGGCCUAAUUCGAGCAGUUAGUGAGAGUUGGUACCCCUCCUCGGACGAUGAUUUUGGCCUCUUGCUUGAAGAUGACAUUGAAGUUUCCCCAUACUAUUACCUCUGGAUCAAAUAUGCUCUAUUGUCCUAUCACUAUGACCCUGAAAUAUUGCUUCCUGAGCUUUCUUCGAUCUCUCUUUACACUCCACGGUUAGUGGAAGUGGUAAAAGAAAGGCCUAAAUGGAAUGCAACAGAUUUCUUCAAGCACAUUCAUCCAAACACACCUUAUCUCCACCAGUUGCCUUGCAGUUGGGGUGCAGUUUUCUUUCCAAAGCAUUGGCGGGAAUUCUACGUUUACAUGAACAUGAGAUUCACAGAAGACCCGAAGCAAAAUCCCGUUCAAAUCCCUGGAUCAAGAACAAAUGGUUGGCAAGCAUCCUGGAAGAAGUUUUUGAUAGACAUGAUGUACUUAAGAGGGUACGUUUCACUUUAUCCGAACUUUCCAAAUCAAACAAGCUUUUCGACCAAUCAUAUGGAACCAGGAGCACAUAUUGCUGCUAAAGAAAAUGUGAUUAAGCAUAACACGGCUGAUUUUGAGGUUCCAUUGCUAAAAGAAGACUUCAAAAACUUUCUGCCUAAUGGGAAAAUGCCUGCAGCUCCAAAAUUGCCUUCAUUAAACCUCUUCAACCAGCCUGUUUCUCUGAAGGGAUUAAAGGCAGCUGGUGCAAAACUGGGACAGGAUACUCUUAAAUGCAAUCAAACAGAGAUUGUAGCUGUUAACCAUGAGACAGGUGUACCAUCACAUUGUGCAAGAUUCUGAAAACUCCACACUAGUCCAAUUCAUAAUUCUUUUUUUCAUUGACAGAAGGUUUAUUCGCUAAUUUUUUCGGAUUACAUCACUUGGUGGAAGUGAUAAUGAGGAAUUGGGGUGAGCACAAGCUGAAACACUGAUUUAUUCAUCCUUAUUCCACAUUCAAGGAAGGGGAUGAAGCAUUUCUUGAUGACAGAACUGAAAGUUGUAUAUUAUUGUAGCAGCCAAAAAGUGGCUAUUUGUAUCUUCCUCUUCUGCCCAAGUUUUGCAUUUUCAAUAAAAGAAACAACAAGGAAUGCCUCAUAAAUUUUAGCAUUGCUUUUGAAGUUGAACUCCGUGGGUCAAGAAAGAGUGAGAACAAGAAAUAGGGAAAGGGGAUUACAAUGUCAUAAUAAGAUCAAUAAAAAUUCGAAUUUUCAAGUUGAAUCUAUCAAAGCCUGCAGAGUUAUUUGGUACCUAUGCUCGUGAGAGGUAGAGGUAUCCGAUGAAAUUAAAAGUGUACGCAAACUGACCGGAUACCAUCGUCAUAAAACAAAAAUUCUAGUAGGACCAAGCAGUGGCGGAACCAGGAUUUUCACUAAGGGGAUUCAAAAUAAGAAAAAGUAAACACCCGAAGAAGUCAAAGAGGGCUCACCGUCUACUAUAUAUACAUAAAAAAUAAUUUUAAUAAUGUAUAAACAGUGUAAUUUUUCACCGAAAUGGAUUCGGAUGAACCCUUGACCCUUCUUCCCUCAGGCCCUGGGACCAAGA